This is a messenger RNA of Oncorhynchus mykiss (rainbow trout), 4660 nucleotides long. It is a transcript of the gene jph2, whose product is annotated as junctophilin 2. Gene Ontology annotation, cellular component: junctional membrane complex; plasma membrane; sarcoplasmic reticulum. NCBI's taxonomy places the organism in Eukaryota, Metazoa, Chordata, Actinopteri, Salmoniformes, Salmonidae. The record is from RefSeq and is a predicted model, not a curated record.
AUUUCCAAUAGCGCCAACUGUUUGGUGAUAGCAGCGCCAGUGAGGGGAGGCAGGGACAGGGGCAAGGGGCUUUUCUAUGGCCACCUUGGAAAGCCAUGCAAGAUCCCUGGCUCAACCAGAAAAAGAAGACAUCCAAAAACUGUUCAACUAAAUAAUCGCAUAUUAGUAGGAAAAACAACCGUAACAAUUUUUACUCAGUCAGCACAGAGCCUUUAUGAAGUUCAUGACUCUGAAAUCGAACAGCGAUCAAUAGAAGAAGAGUACUGAAAUAAUCAAAAGGAAUAAGAGAUAAUUAAGUAGACUAAAAUGCGCGUCUGAAACAAAUUGAUUUGAAGUGUCUAUAGAGUGCAAGGCUACAUGGAAAAUACCCCAAAAAUAUUCAAGAACAAUACAAAGAACAUAUUCUAAGCACAGUGCCAAGGAUCUCUUAAAUCGUUUUUGAUGACAGGUGAAGGCGGAUCCAUUCUGACAGAAAAUAUUUGAUCUUUACCAACAUUUUUAAAAAGUCAUUGAUUUGACUCCUCCUUUAAAACUACAUUUUUUUUGUCUGCAGUCACAGAAGGGAAGGUAUGAGUGGAGGUCGUUUUGAAUUUGAUGAUGGUGGAGCUUAUUGUGGUGGUUGGGAAGGUGGCAAAGCCCAUGGGCAUGGGAUCUGCACCGGACCUAAAGGACAGGGCGAGUUCUCCGGCUCCUGGAAUUACGGGUUUGAGGUGGUUGGAGUCUACACCUGGCCAAGCGGAAACGCCUAUGAAGGCUUCUGGUCGCAAGGGAAGCGCCAUGGUCUUGGAGUUGAGACUAAAGGACAUUGGGUUUACAAGGGAGAAUGGACUCAUGGCUUCAAGGGGAGAUAUGGCUUGAGGCUGAGUGUUGGUAGUGGGGCGAAGUAUGAAGGAACGUGGAAUAACGGAUUGCAAGAUGGAUAUGGCACAGAGACCUAUGCUGAUGGUGGCACAUUUCAGGGCCAAUUUACUGGCGGCAUGCGACACGGGUACGGAGUACGCCAGAGCGUGCCUUACGGCAUGGCGGCGGUGGUUCGUUCCCCUCUCCGCACUUCCCUCACAUCCCUCCGCAGUGAGCAAAGUAAUGGCACCCUGCUUCAGCAGGACGUCCCCGUCAUCAUCGCCACCAACGCCGCCGGCCAGGAGGCCCGAGUCACCACACCCACCCAGCUGGGACCCUCCCGGGGUGGCUUCGCCCUCACGCUCCAGGUGGACCCAGACGCCGUCAAGCCCAAGAAGAAGGGCCUGUUCCGAAGGGGGUCUCUCCUGGGGAAACUGAAGAAGUCUGACUCCCGUACUUCCUUAUCCAGCGUGAGGAGCAAGCUAAGCUUCCUGGGAGCGAGGAGCGAGUCAGCGUUGAGUUCAGCGGCCAGCGAUGUGGCCAGCGAUGCCAACUCCACCAUCAGUCUGGGAGAUGAGAGCCUAGCCGGGGCAGAGGAUUUCCCCCCUGUGGAGGCCGACAUCGAUGCCACCACGACAGAGGUUUACAUGGGUGAGUGGAAGAACGACAAGCGUUCAGGCUAUGGAAUAAGCGAACGUUCCAGUGGGCUAAAGUAUGAAGGCGAAUGGCUGGACAACCAGCGACACGGCUAUGGAUGCACUACCUUUGCGGAAGGAGGGAAGGAGGAAGGAAAGUAUAUGAACAACAUGCUGGUGAAGGCCAUGAAGAAGAGGGUUAUCCAACUGAAGGGCAGCAAGAUCAGGCAGAAAGUGGAGCGCAGUGUGGAGGGUGCUCAGCGGGCGGCAGCCAUCGCCAAACAGAAAGCAGAGAUCGCUGCCUCCAGGACGACCCAUGCUAAGGCCAAGUCAGAUGCUGCCGAUCAGGCUUCCCAGGCCUCCAACCAGGAGUCCAGCGUCGCCAGGGUGGUGGCCAGGGAACUGUCCCCUUCCUUCUAUCAGCCAGGCCCAGAGUACAUGAAAAAGAGAGCAUUACAGGAGAUCUCAGAGGCCAAUGAGCACACAGACCCUAUAAUGCAUGAGCAACUGUUAGCAGAGCAGCCACUGACACCUGCUGAAAGCCCAAUGCUGCACGACAGGCCUGGCUCCACUCCAGCCUGCACACCCUCCCCCAGCCCAGCCAUCACCCCUCCAGCAUCCAGGCACUCCAAACAGGGCAGCAUCAGCAAAGAGGACUCCCAUCUACUCGGCCCUGCUGGCUGGAACGGGGACAGAGGUGGUGGAAGUCGGGGGAGCAGCCGUCCCAACAGCAGAACCAACAGCCGACCCACCACCCCCUCGUCCAAUGUGGCCACCACCACUGCUCCCCCUGAAGAUUGCCCCACUUCUGCCCCCAUCCUUAGCAGCCGGGGGAACUCCCGCGCCUCCAGCCGCCUGAGCAACAAGAUAGAGCAGGGCUCUGACCUGGAGAUCAAGCCCCUGGAGAAGACGGCCUCUGAGGCUAAAUUGUCCAACGCUACUCCCUUGGUAAGGACCAGUGUCACCUACUCAGAAGAAGAAGUCCCACCCCCUCAUCCCGCCUCCAAAGAGUCUUCCAAAGCUGCCGUCACCCCCGAGCUGAAUGAGGCAGAGCCCACACAAAGAACAGAGUCGGUCAAUGAACGACCAGUAUCCGCUGUAUCUGAGAGCAAACCAGGGUCCAGCGCUCAGUCUGUUAAUAAAGUGUCACCCAAGCCAUCGCUGUCACCCAAGCCAUCGCCAAAACGAGAGGCCAGUCCGGCUUCAAAACCUGCCACACCUGCACCCAAACAAGCACCUAAGGUUGAACCCAAAGCGGAGGCCAAGCUGAUGAAGAACAUGGUAAAGAGCCCAGGUACAAGUGAAGUUACAGAGCUAGAUGAAUUUGAGCAGGGUCCGAACACCAUCGUGAUAACCAUGGUGAUUCUGCUCAACAUUGGCCUGGCCAUUCUCUUCGUACACAUCCUGUCAUGAAACUCUGUCGACCCAGGUCACCAUCUUGCAUUGGUGUUGAGAUAAGAUUGCCCACAUUUUUAAGCAAGGAUCAUCCAGAACAAAGAGACUACCAAGAAAUUCAAGCCUUAUAUGGAAGGAAACUGACAACAGCUUCUCCACACACAGCCUCUUGUGACUGUGUUGAGGCUCUUUAAGACCAAACUGAUUUUCAGAGUCUUGGAAUAUCUGGAGCCGAAUUGAAGGACUUAUGAAUCCUUAUGAAUCAAGACUGAAGGACAUCAAUGAAUCUGAAUGUCAGGAAGAGGGUCUGAAUGGACACGGUGCUUGUAGAGGGAUCCACUGGUGAGUUUCAGUAUCUACACUGGAGAUGUUGUUGCAUGUUAUACACAAGUUAAGUCUACGCUCAACGGCUUAACACCGACAGAUUGGAGUGGUUGUUGACUGGACAGGUGAGGUUGUGUUCACACAGUUAGCCCAAUUCUGAUAUUUUUUCCUCUAACUGGUCUUUUGACCAAUCAAAUCAGAUCUUUUCACAUUAGAUUUUUUUUUUAGAGAUGAUCUGAUUGGUCAAAAGACCAAUUAGUGGAAAAAAAAAUAUCAGAUUUGGGCUGUCUGUCUAAACGUAGCCUAAGUGUCAUUAAAUAAUUAGUUAUGUAAUUAGAUAUUCAUUUAACUGAUAGCUUGCCUAUAGAAAUGUAGUCUCUUGGAAAAUCUCAAAUAAACUGAAUAUCCAUCACUAAUUUGUUCCUUGAAAUUUAGUUUGAUAGAUCAGGUUUUCCCAAACACUGUCCUCUGGAUCCCAAGGGGUGCAUGUUUUGGUUUUUGUCCUAGCACUACACAGCUGUUUCAAAUAAUCAACUAAUCCUCAUUUGAAUCAGCUGUAUAGUGUUAGGGCAUAAAACCAAAACUUGCAAUACUCAGUGUUGCAAUUGAUAUAUUAUGCCACCAUUAGAUUAUCUGUUUUCUUUGUUUGGCAUAUUCUCAGCUUUCUUCAGUAGACAUCAGUAAAGAGAUCUCACAUUCUCUUUGACAUCACAGGGCUCUUGUAAGACAUGAACUACAGAAUAUAGAUUCGACAAUGUCUGAGAAUCAGUGAUUCUUUUAACCACAAUGGCAACACAACCCACCACAGCAGUGCAAUCAGUCAUGUACGGUUUUGUUUUCACAUCCAAUAUUCGCUUUCCAAGGCAAAUGUUUGAGUGAGUCACACUGGACUUGUGUUUAAAACAAUAUCUGUAACGGGAGUGGUACUGCACUAAUAAAAGGCGUUGUAUAAUUCAGUAAGAGGUUUUCAAAUGACAGAGAAUAGAGGAUACAUUUUAGGACUUUAACCAGUGUGUGUGGUAUUGAAUUUCUGGUGUAAUGUCUACUGUAUGUAAACUGUCUUAUGUUUGUCUGAUCAAAAGUAAGGUAAAGCACCCUAUUUUAGGGUUUGACUUCAAUAAAAGCAUGACUCAAUGGAGUCACAGUGACAAAUGUGGGUGGGUGGGGGGUCAAUUCUGUCAAAACAAUUGGGGAACACUUUGUAAAGAUUUUGAGAGGGUAAUUAUUUGAACAAAUGGGUUUGCUUUGUUAGAAUGUAAUUGUGAGCAGUUGUUUAGGGAUUUUGUUGGUCUGUAUGUUUGAGUAGGUCACACUAUUUAAAAUGCAUUUCAUUCAGAACAAACAGCUUGCGCUUCAAAAUCAAUUAAGCAGAUUUUCCUCCCAACUUUUGUAAGCAUCUGGGCACUGUUUGUUUGUGUGUGUGUUUUUGUACCUUUUUUGAAGUACACAUAUUUUAAUCUACGAAA